Rhineura floridana is the source of this 1375-nucleotide messenger RNA. RefSeq names its product TNF receptor superfamily member 12A (gene TNFRSF12A). The record is from RefSeq and is a predicted model, not a curated record. Gene Ontology annotation, biological process: positive regulation of apoptotic process. Gene Ontology annotation, cellular component: plasma membrane. Lineage: Eukaryota; Metazoa; Chordata; Lepidosauria; Squamata; Rhineuridae. The coding region runs from base 134 to 493 and encodes 119 amino acids. The transcript has 5 exons. Gene Ontology annotation, molecular function: protein binding.
CCGCGUGGGCGUCUCUAGUAGUGAGCCGAGGAAAGUCUUGGGAGCUGAGUCACAAGAGAGGCCGGCGGGUCAGUCGCUCCUUUUCCUAUCCCCGCGAGGCAAAAAGGAGCCGCGGGAAGGACGAGCCGAAGAGAUGUUGCUUUGGGGAGCCGUUCUGGGACUUUUCCCCUUCCUGCUCAGGAUGGCCUCGGGAGAGCCGAUCCCAGCUGUGUGCCCUGGAGGCCAGUCCUGGAGUCCAGACCUGGAGAAAUGCAUGGAUUGCUCUGUUUGCCAGCAUCAAAACAAGAAUGACUUUUGCUCCACAUGCGGAGACCCCCAGCCCCCAGAUACAUUCAAUAUGUGGCUUUUGGUGGGUGCAUCGCUGGGGGCCGUAGUUCUGGCAGGUUUCAUAGGUGGCAUCAUAACCUAUGCCCGUUGCCGGCGGCGGGAGAAAUUUACCACCCCAAUCGAAGAGACUGGAGGCCAUUCAGCUCAGGAAUCACUGAUACACUGAAGAUCUUUUUGGCCGACAUUUCAAAUGCAAGAGACAGAGAAAAGUUCAACCUCUUCCAUUACCUCUGACUUUUCCUGAAGAAGCCGGAAAGGACAUUUUUCUUCUGCCCUGGAAUUGUGGGACAUUAUACUUUUGCACACGCAGAAACACACACACACACUUUAGGGGACAAUGUGGCAUGAGGUCUUCCUCUGCCCUCUUACCUUGUAUACAUUUCGGGGAGGGAGGAAGUAUUGUUUGUCCCUUUUGUAAAGGCACAUCAACCUAAUUUUUUCCAGUGUUUGGGGAGGAGCAAAAAGGGUAUCUUUUUUUCCUUUUUUUUUUAAUGCCUCAGGAUCUAAUGCCCCAUAUUGGGGUGAUGUAAUUUCAUGCUGGGGUACAAGCUGUGGGGGGAACUUUGCCGCUCCCAAAUCCUCCCAGCUGGGUCACUUUCUGCUAAGGAAGGUCACGGCAUCUUCUGUGCCUUUUCCCUCUGUGGAGCAUUUUAGGGCAAAGAUGAAUGUGAUUUUUAGAUUAUCUGUAUAUAGAGAGGUAUAUUUGGGUGCUAAGGCUCUCCAGGAGAGGAGCAGGGACUACUUUUUCAACCGAGCCUCUUGUGCGGCUUUCUCUUCUCGGUGGCUGGGCCACCACGUGAAAAAGACGAGGAGCCACCACUUAAGUAGGAUCUCCGCUGACGUUGGUUCUUCCCCCACCUCCGACUCCCCUGACCUUGGUGCUCAUGUAGAGAGACCACUAUUUAUAUCUUCUACUCUAACAAGAGAUGAUUAAUUUUAUGGGUGUGAUUUUCAGGCUUGGGGAGGGGAGGGGAGUGGCAUGUUGCUUCAUGAACUAGAGUUUAUGGAUUUAAAUAAAAAUAGUAAUUCUUAAUGAAACAGAAGGGGC